Ictalurus punctatus (channel catfish) is the source of this 1821-nucleotide messenger RNA. RefSeq lists its product as uncharacterized. Gene Ontology annotation, biological process: angiogenesis; cell adhesion. The transcript has 8 exons. Lineage: Eukaryota; Metazoa; Chordata; Actinopteri; Siluriformes; Ictaluridae. The record is from RefSeq and is a predicted model, not a curated record. Gene Ontology annotation, molecular function: protein homodimerization activity; protein heterodimerization activity. The coding region runs from base 170 to 1123 and encodes 317 amino acids.
AACCAGAAUAAAAUCUCAUAAUUAUAGCGCUUCACUCAUGCUCAUACUGAAACCGAAAGUGUUAUUCCACUCCUGAAGUAGUUCAGCUCUCACACACUCUCUCACUCACACUGCCGAUCAGCCACGAGAGAGCCUGGAUCUCCUGUCUAAACUUACUCAAAACAGAGACAUGGCUUCAACGACUCUCCUGUUCUUUGUGCUGAUAUUGUCGUCUGUACGUGUUGGACAGUCGGCUGAGAGUCUGCUUAAACUGAAAUGCCAGCCUGCAGUAGGAGUCAUCGGUCAGACCACUAACAUCUCCUGCAGUAUCGAGUCCCUCACUGAUCCUAAGCCUAUCAGCAUUAACACAGUGGUUUUAACUAGGAGUGGAGAGAAUGAACCCUGUUUCACUUUUCAACCAUAUCUGAACAAAGUGACAGGAGACUCUCGAUUUAAAGUUGAAAACGGGCCAUCGUUACAGCUUCAUAACACCGCGAUCACAGAUGAAGGUGGAUAUUGGUAUUUCAUCAGGACCAACCUGGGUAAUGAGCAAGUAAAAUUCACCAUCAGUGUCACAGCCAAGUACAGCAACCCGCUCAUAACCACCAUGCAGAAAGAGAUAGUGAAUGGUGAACAUGCUGAUCUGUACUGUAGCGCUAGCGGUGGAUAUCCAGCAGGAACCAUCCACUGGUUUGAUCAAAGCAACACAAACUGGACAAAAAGCGCCACACUUCAAAGCACGCAGGGAAAUGACGGUCUCUUCACUCUGACUAGCAAACUGAGCUUCCAGACGUUCGACACACUCUGGGCACCUUUCAGGUGCGUCGUCCUCAACAACAAAUAUGAAGAAGAAGGCGGGAGCAUGUCAACUCUGGAGAUAAAGGAUAACCCGGCGAAUCCCCCAGCUGGUAACAGCACGGUGAAGAACAUCAUUGCUCCUGUGAUAGUUAUCGGGUCUCUCAUCAUCGGGCUCCUGAUUGUUCUCUUGUUCAAGCGAAGAUGCGCUCGGCAGCAAAGAAGGGCAUCGACUCUUCCCUUUCUGAACUCCAAUUCCCCAGAGCACACUUAUCCUGAAGAGGGAGAAGCCCUGAAUGAACCUGUUUAUAAGAAAGCAGCUGAUGCUGAAGAGAAGAUCGCAGUGUAAUGUCUGAUUAUUAAUUACUCUGUAAAUAUUUAAUCACAUGAUGGUGAUUUAACAGCCUCAGGACAUUCUACAAAAUGGAUUCUUUCUCCAUUACUGACUGAACGAACGAGUUUGUGUUCAGUCCCGUGUGACACUGGGUGUGAUUUUAAAUGAGGUAAGAUAAAAGACCAGGCAUUUAGGGGAAAGUUCCUGAUUGUGGAAAGUCCCAGGCUGGCGGGACAUUUAAAAAAAAGAAAUCAGCCAGUCUGACAAAAGAAAAGUGAAAGAUAACUGUAUCUUUAAUGCAGUUAUAUGUGUAUAAUUUGUCGUUCACUCUAUUUUUAUUUUCACAAAAUUAUCUGUCAGAAUUAUCUAGCAUGUCUGAGUGUGCUGAAUUCGCCAAUAACAAAUCUUUUUAUAUAACAAUAACAAUCUAGUUUCCGGGAUCUGUCAGCUAGUUAAUUCUACUCACAUUUUUUUAUUAUUCUCUUGGGUAAAUGAUUAGCCAGGAUGUUAAGAGCUAGUAUCUGUGUCUCACAGCUCCAAAGGUGGAGGUUCAGUCCUGAUCCUGAGAGCCCAUGUUUUGCUGUGCAAGUGCUAAUCUUUAUUAUUGACAUUCUCUACAGGGAUUUACUUCUCCAUGGACACCAGAGUUUUUUUUUUUUUUUAGCACCAUCUGUCAUGGUUAGUUCAAAAUAAACCUCAGUUGCUCCACAAGA